Messenger RNA from Psilocybe cubensis, 912 nucleotides. RefSeq lists its product as uncharacterized. NCBI's taxonomy places the organism in Eukaryota, Fungi, Basidiomycota, Agaricomycetes, Agaricales, Agrocybaceae. Bases 1 to 912 code for a protein of 303 amino acids. The record is from RefSeq and is a predicted model, not a curated record. The transcript has 5 exons.
AUGCAGCGGCCCAGCGUUGAGAUUCAGGCCGUUAUCAAAAUGGCCCAUUCAUCGGCCUCACCCGACAUCCAAAAGGCUGCUAUCAAUAAAUACUUCACGUCCGACGCUGGUCUCCGUCAUCCUCUUUAUAAUGUUAAACCUGGUUUUCUGUCUCGGGAAGGAGUUUUGGGAAUCUAUCAGUGGGAGAGAGCACUCGCCCCAAAGAUAGACGUUGAUAUUCGGGAUACGUUCAAAGUUUUCGACAGACUUCGUGGCAUGGUCUACGUAGAUCUCUCUCUGUUAUUGCAUGUUCGCCUUUCCCCUUUCAAACCUGUGCCUUUUCGGACGAUGUCACGCUAUACUCUCCGCAUGAUAGACGGUCUUCACUAUAUAUGUAUGCAAGAAGAUUUUGCCCACCCAGACGAUAUGGCUGCUCUUAUCCUUCCACCUUUCACUCCCAUGAUCAAAUCGCUUUUGUCGCUCAACACCAUGGUGUCCAUUGUUUGGGGGAAGUGGGCCCAGGUAUUCGGGGUUUGGCGAGCACCUUUAGGCGUGGACCACGUCCCAAGCCAAGAUAUAGCCACCAUACCCGCUAGACGCCGCUCAGGCGAAAGCAGACUACGACAGAAAGAGAGACGAGAGCAUAACAGGUCCAUAAGGCGAACGCCUCCGUUGACACCGCCCGAACUUGAAGAUAGUACCUUCGUUGGCGACGACAGCUAUAACGCAGAUUUUGACAUUUUCGAGAGAGAACCGUUUAUCAUCGAGCCAGAGGAGGGGAUCGCCAAUUGGUUCAGACCACCGGAGACGGUACUGGAUCGACCUUUGCUAAGAACGAACGGCAAGAGAUUCAGCGACGAUUUGCGAAGCAUGACUGCAUUUGCAUCGUUUGUAGUACCACCAGAAGACACUCCAGGAUCUCCAAAGAAAUAG